CGUCAUUCCCGUGACCCGUGAUAUCUCGCGGAUAAUACCCACUCGUACUCGCGAGCCGUCAAAACUCGGAAAGGACUGGCACGAACGAAACGUGAAAUCCAGCAAACAUGGCGUGCGGUAAUAGAACGCGACCAAAUAUUUUGGUGACGGGAACUCCUUGCACUGGUAAAUCUGUGUUAGCGAACGAGAUAGCAGAAAGAACGGGACUCAAUCACAUCAAUGUUGGCGACCUGGCAAAACAAAACAAUUUGUUUGAAGGUUGGGAUGAACAGUAUAAUUGCCACGUGCUCGACGAAGACAGAGUAAGUGGAAAUUACUGAAAUUGAAAGAUCGCGAAGAAGUGUUUGGAAUCUUCUUGUACGGGUAAAUAAGGAUACCUUAAGCUUCUUUGCGUGACAUUCUUAGGGACUGUUCAUUUCGAAAGCAGUUUAUUUCGAACAGGUUCAGACAAAAUAUUUUUUUGACAAAACGAGUCCCCAGGCAAAUGGCAUGUAAAUAACUACACAGUACUUGCCCAGUAUAAUGAGCUGCUUGUUCCUCAUAGUGGUAUAAGUCUAGCGACUACACUUAAGCAAAGCUAUUUCACGUAAUUUGGGAGGCAAAACUAACGAAAACAAAAAUACAAACUUUGAUAAUGAAGACAUGACAUUUGACAGGGCGUACCGGCGUAACACAUCGAUCGAAAUCGAUCAUCGGAAAGCUAAUCGAUAAAUCGAUACUACUCGAUAUUACUCGAUAAUAAUCAAUCGAUUAAGCAAAUUAAUCGAUCAAAAUCGAUAAUCACACAAGUUUGAGCAUUUGGUAUCGAUUUCUAUCAAUUUCGUGAAAUUUUCGAAGAUUCCACGAGAAAACAACCGCUCAUAAUCUGCCCCGAGUAAGCCAAUUUGAUCGAAACAAUAGUGUUGAAUAUAUUUACUACAAAGCAAGACUGGCUUAGUGCACCCUGUAUUAACUCUGAUUAACCAUCACUUUCAUCCGCUUUCAUACCUUAACACCGGCUAUUAAACACCGCCGAACAACGGCAACUCUCAGGCGUCAAACUAGCAAACCUCAGCAAACGCAUUUUGUCAGCAGCCAUCAUUUUCGGUUUGAGAUUAAAUUCUUUGACCCACCGACCCAUUCAGCAUUCACCGGCCCAUUCAUUCUGCAUUCAGUAUGCUGCUGAGUAUAUUAGAAAAAUGUGCAAAUAUAGUCAGUCACGGAUAGUCAACAGAACACCUUUAGCCGGCUUUUAGCGUGUUUGUCAAACGAUCGGCGAGAGAGCAAGGCGCGAUAGCUAAGAAAUUAGGGGAGACUGGGGGGCGGGGGGGGGUGCCCGCGGCAUUUUAUCAGAUCCUGUUUUGAACAGCGUUUGUGCCAUUCUCAGCAUUUUUAUCAGUUUGAUAUGAAGUUACUGUUACUGUUACUGUUACUGUUACUGUUGUUUUGUUACUGUUGUUGUUUUACUGUUGUUUUAAAAGAUAUGAAAUACAAUGUAGAUAGUAAUUAACGUCAAUUUUUUAAGGUGAAUCAUUUCUUCAUGUCUUACAGUGUUUACCGUCAAAAAGGAGAAGAAUAUAUAUGUUCAUGUCUUACAGUGUUUUUUUAGUAGUUGUUUCAAAAAGGUUAGGAGAGACAAAUAAAAGAUUGUUCAAACAAACUUCAUUAAAUGAAACGAAAUCGAUCAAAUUUAGCGGAAACCGGUUGUUUAGUCAAUUGAUUAGUAUCGAUGUUUAUCGAUUUUGAUCGAGUAUCGGAUUAUCGAUGUGUUACGCCCUGCAUUUGAUUUAUAAGUUAGUUGUUUAAUUUUUGUAGCAUUGCAGAACUUCGCUUUCCUUUGCAGUGGCAGCACCAUGCCCAAGUGUCAAGUCUUUUUCUCACGAUUCACGGUUUUUGAGGAAAAUCACUAAAAUUGACUUGUAAAUGGGGGAAUGCUAGUGUCUUUUAAGCAAGGUAAUGUUUAAAUUUUCCCAAUUCCCCAAUUAAUCUUCUGUAACCUGUAAGUUUAACUCAUUGGUUGGAUUGGCAAUUGGGUUGUAAUCCAUUUUGGCUUUUCUUUUUACUGAGUUAAAUGCUGAAGCAUGACUAGUUUACUAUCGGAUCAGUCCUGACAUUUAGGUUCGUCUGAAACAGCCGAAAGUGUGUCUAAAACUUGUAUCUUUCUUAAAUACUAUUUACAUAUUUUUAAUUAUUUUAUGGAUUAUAGUUAUAGGUUACAGAAUCAUUCUCUAAAUUUUUACGGUUUAUACAUGUUGGAAAAAUAAAUAAAUAAAUAAAAAAUUGCAUGGAUGCGGAGGCUCUGAAACAAAUUCCUGACUCGUUAUUUGUGACCGGUCACAGUUUUCUCUCUUAAUUUUUAAACAUGUUUAACUAAAUGAAACCUCUGAGACACUCGGGCGGUUAUCCAAAAAGUAAAAUGCAUCAAAGGCUUGGCAACAUAGCAUUGUUGACCCAGGUUUUGCACCUUUUGCUUUGCUCUCUAAUUUCCUGUUGCUUUGCAUCCUCCAAGCUAACAAUGAUAAAUAUUAUCAGAAAAACUGCAAAUGUGGUUAUUUGCAGUCAUCACAAUAUAUUUUCCAGCAGAAAUUAGGGGUUAGGUUCUCGUACUAAUAAUGAUAAUGAUGAUGAUGAUGAUAAUGAUAAUAAUAAUGGUUUAUUUAACAGAUCCAAUCAAUCUAACAGAUCAAAUCAAUUGUUUAUAGUAAAAGGAAUACAACAGUGAUUUUGGGGGAAGGGGGUUGGGGUAAGUAGGGGGAGGGGAUAGAUAUGUCCACUAUGCAAAAAGGGGCCAUUUUAAAUAUAGAAGUGUCUCAACACUUUCAUCCCUGAUUUUAGCAAAAGUUAACCCAGGUUCUCUUGCCCCUCCCACAGGGAUUUGUCUAGCAUGGUAGCAUGUCAGCCACUAGCCAAGACUUCUGAUAUUUUAAGACAAUGUGAUCUCAGACAAGUUGGUCUCAAAUUGCAUAGAUGAAGUUUCCUAUGCCAAAUUUGCUAUUUACAAAGUGCAUAAUUUUCCGUAAGCAGAAGGCACUUUUUGCUGCAUUAUAUGCCCUCCUGGAAUGCCACAUGCAUUCUGAAUUUAUUUUACACUCAAAAGGGCUGACUAGCUGUAUAGCGUGGGACAGUGUGCUGUCCUGCAUCCGUGCGUGGGAUGCAAGUCUAACCAGAUAAUCCCCAGCAUUACUGCACUGUUACUUUUUGUAUUACUUUAAGCUCAUCUUUGGAACUGGUGCCUUAAAAUUUAGUGGUGUAGGGUCUAACAUAACCCAGGCAUAGCAGGGAGAUAUCCAUAGCAACCCUGCAGGCGGUAAACACGCCUGCAGCAGCCAUUAACAGGCACCAUCACACUGAAUCCUGAUCCAGUGAAAAAGACUUACAUGACCAGAUGCUUACCUAUGUGGACACACCCGCCCUGGGGAAAUGAAAGGGUGGGGCAAAAGGAAUCUGCACAAAUUUGCAGAAAAUGACAUAGAAAAGAUUCGCAGUGAUCUGCAGCAAAAGCCAUACUAAGGCAAUAAUGUAAAAAGCCCUUCAACAUAAAGGGGCACCUCUACAGUACAUGUGCCUGAGAGAGUAAAGCUGCUGGUUGCACUGGCUCGAGUUUAACCUUGCCUAAAAUAAAUUAAGCCUUUUACAACUUGAUUAGGAGGAAGUCAGCGUGGUUUCCUAUCAAAGAAAACAACCCUUCACUUCUUUUAGAAGAUUCCGUAAGCAAUUUAUUGGGUUAGGAGCCCAUAGCUUAUGAGCAUUAUUUUUAUUAUCUUUAAUUUGACUUUCAUAGAAUUCUUAAAAUAAUAUUAUUUCAGGUAGUGGAUGAACUGGAAGAUCAGAUGUGUGAAGGUGGAAAUGUUGUGGAUUAUCAUGGAUGUGAUUUUUUCCCAGAGAGAUGGUUUGACAUAGUAUUUGUCCUACGUACAAACAACACAAUUCUUUACAAAAGACUUGAACAACGGUAAAUAUCUAUUCAACUUAACACCAUAUUUCUGAAAGUCUCGUUGUAUUUCUGAUUUCAAUUUUCUUCUUCACCUGUGUACUGCCAAAGUAGCUGAGCCGGCCACCGCGCACAAGUUGCUUGCAUAACACUUUCAUCCAAUAUCAAUAUGAUUGACGUCAAUCUUGUUGAUAUUAAAUUUUAGUCUCCUUUAAAGGUGCUCGGGCUGGAGUCAAGCAACGCUCCCGACUGCUUGACUCUAGCCUGAGCGCGAGCGAAGAAGACUAAUCGAUAUCGCGAAACAUCUUGGUCAAUGCUAACAAGAUAAGAAGAAUAGUCUGGCGAAUUUAAAGGAGCUGUGUCACGGCAGUCCAGUUCAUUUUGUUUAAUUUUGGCAACUACUCGGCCUCAACCGCUAUGGGACUUAAAGUAAGUAAAGAAAUUACAUGUAAAUGACAAAAUCAGAGAUUCAAGACAAACAAAUAUGUCUUCUGGGCAUUAUUUCUGAAGCUACAAACAGCAGAGAUCAACUUUGAAAAACUGUUAGGCUGAACAGUUUUCAAAACCCUAAUUUCAGUCCGUUUCGAUCUUCUUCAGUUUUGCCCAUCCGUGGCAUCUGCUGUAUCUGUUGAGUUAUUUUAACCUUCCUUUAAUGUUUUAAGCGGUUAUUUUUGGGUUUCUCUUAAUUUAACGGACAUUUUGUAAUUACCUAAUUUGUCGGAAUUUUCGUGACACAGCUCCUUUAAGCCUAUCAGAAACAGAGAAAUGUUUUGAGUGAAUAAUAUAUAGAUUUAGCCAGGGCUAAAAGCAAACCCUCGUUAAUACAGUGUAUACUUAUGACUUACUCGAACAGAAAAUAGAAUCACGUGUAAUGUUAAACGGCGACAGCAAUGACAUCGGCCAAAAAAAUCGAUUGGUCUUAGAAACCAAAAAAAAACUUUCCACGUGCAACACACUUUUUUGUACAUUUCUUUGCAGUUAAUUUGCAUGACUACAAUUAGAAAGUUCCUAGCGGCACGUUUUAUGGAGGAAAUAUCGUAUGUGGUCAAAAAAAUUGUGUUGUUUUUUCUUUCAUUGCCGCUCAUUUUCAUUUUCCUUCAGGACUCGAAAUUAACGCUCGCAAACUCGCAAAGUGCGAGUGAUUUUGAUAAUGUGCGAUUGAGAAAAAUAUCCACUAACAAACUUUUGCGAGUUAGAAUCAUCCAUGUCUGUCAGGACAACGACAAAGGAGACCAAAAUAUUAUUUAAUACCUUUUUUUAUUAAACUUUUCAGCUUAUUACAUGUAAUAGACUGUGCGGAAUGUCAGUUCUAAUCUUUAUAUCAGAUAUGGUCACUGACAUUUCAAAGGGAAGAUUUUGCUAGUGGUCUCACCAGUUUACUAGUGGAAAAGAGUCUUACUAGCAAAACUUUACAAGUGCAGUAAAAGGUUAACUUCGAGCCCUGUUCGUGACCGCUAGCAUUUCUCAUUUUCUCAAUGUUCACGUUGUUCUCCCAACGAAGUUCUUGUCCUUUGUUUUUAUCUCUCGCUCUAGCUCAUUCUCUAAUAUCCACGUCAUUGUGGACAUUUUAACAAAUUAAUAGAAAAAAAGGAAUCGGCUUUGUUGUUGCUGUUUUUUUUUCUCUAAAAGUCAGGUGGCUAUGCGAUUUACCGCCAAAACGGGCAGGUGCUUGAAUGCGAAAUUUCACCGAAGCUGACAUGUAGGGGUGGAAGUACGUACGUGUGUACGUGGGGACGGACGGAUGGUCACGUAACUGCCAAAUUUUCUUGCAUUGAUCGAUUUCCAUUUUCUAUCGUAUUGGAGUCUCCGUUGCGCGCGCAAGAGCUCCGCUAAAAAGUACCUUUAUUCUCAUGACCGUUGUGCUUUACAAAUAUUUCAGGGGUUACAGUGGAAAAAAGCUGACUGACAAUGUGGAAUGUGAAAUUAUGCAGACAAUAUUGGAAGAGGCUAGAGAAAGUUACAAAACGGAAAUUGUUCAUGAAUUGCAAAGUGACACCACAGAGGAACUAGAAAAUAAUUUGGACCAGAUAGUAGCAUGGAUUCAGAAGUGGUCUGGAUAGCAGUACUUGGUGAAGGCGCUAUGAAACAGUAUGCAAUGGCACAUUUGCUCAGGGAUUUGCUCUUGAAAUGCUGGCUGCAAGUUUUAUGCCAUGCAUACUCUUGCUGCAUUGGCAUCCUUACAUAUUGUGGUCAAAAUUGUGCUGGAUUUGUUUGACAAGUCGAAAUCGACCCAACUCAACAGUAAAUCUCCACAAAAUGUGGUCUCUUUAGGAGGAACUAGUCAGAGGAGAAACGAAAGAAAACAAAUGUAUCCUUCAAGAGACCUCAGAAUUUCAAAAUUUUGAAAGUUAAUGUUCUGCUUGGAGAGAAUCCAACAUUCCACAGACUGUCAGAUUCUAUAUGACUCCCUUCAAAAGGUGGUGUAUGACUAAUAUGGGGCGUUUUAUGUGACGCACACUUUGAACUCGCUGUAUAUAUUCCAGUGACUGUCUCAUCUUAAACUUUUAGGCUCACAAAGGACCCAAGAGUUUAAAGUUACAAUUCUGUAGUGAGUUAAUGUUAGGAAAGAAAACAGAAAACUUUGUCUCCAAAAGGCUAGACCUUACUAAGCCAAGUGGGUCACACCAUUAUUUGUGCGCCUCGACCGUUCUCGUAUCCAAACCUCUGUUAAGCGACUGGGCACGAAUCCGUAUCGAGAGAGCGUCCUGCGGGCCAAGAGAAGCCCCAAUUCUAUCAUUGGUGCACAAUACACACGGAAUCAGUGAGUUACGAAAAACUCUCGUUUUCAUGGCUAAUAAUGUUCUUAUUCUAAAUUGAGGC
Messenger RNA from Porites lobata, 6730 nucleotides. Lineage: Eukaryota; Metazoa; Cnidaria; Anthozoa; Scleractinia; Poritidae. The record is from the annotation of a GenBank genome assembly.